CGCUGAAUUCGGUGACAGCGUCGAAAACACGAAAGCGUUUUUCAGUUGAUAAUAAAUUUACGUCAAAUGUGAUUUCAGUCACUUUGCUUGAUGAAUCCGAAGUGCUCCAAACGACAUAUUCGUACGUUUCUUCCGUGAUGCUUUCUAUUGUAAGUACGGUAUGGUCGUACAUUUAUUGGUACCUCCGGCCAGCUUUGAAAUGGUUUUUACGAAGAACAACUCGUUUGUGUGAAUUACAAAGGAUAUGUUAUGGUGAAGAAUUUGGUUAUACAAGAUGUAGUAAAAUUGAAUCAGCAUUAGCCUUGUCACGUACAAAGGAUAUGCAGAAGAUGGUCCAACAGCUUAAUAAUUUGGCAACUCAAGGAAGAUUUACUGAUGUUAAAUCUAGAAAUUGUGUUGAAUAUGCUCUCAAGCUCACCGUUGAUAUUAAAAAUAUUAAUCCUUCCACUCAUAUGCCAUUUAUUGAUGCAUAUCAUAUCUGCCUGUAUCAAAUAUAUGGUUAUAAGCAAUUGGUGUAUGAUGUUGAAGUGCUGAGAAAAACCCAGUAUGAUUCUGAGAACAAAGAACAUGAGGAAAAGCUGCUAAAGUUAUGGAAACUUUUAAAGCCAGACGAAGAACUACAAAAUCGAAUUUCUAAGCAGUGGACAGAGAUUGGUUUUCAGGGUGAUGAUCCCAAAACUGAUUUUCGAGGCAUGGGGAUUUUAGGAUUGGAAAAUUUAUUAUUCUUUGCUUCUGAAUAUGGUGAUGCUGCAAGACAUGUUUUACUGCAUUCAAAUCAUCCAAGUUAUGGGUACUCAUUUGCCAUUGUAGGUAUAAACUUGACUAGCAUGGCCUAUCAUAUGCUGAAAGAUCUAAGUCUUAAGGUACAUUUGUAUAAUGCCGUAAGAGGAAGACCACAUAUCAAGCAUUUCCAUUAUGUGUAUUGCUACCUUUUUUAUGAAUUUGACAAGUUUUGGCUUUCUGAAAAACCAAGAGAUAUAAUGGAAUUCAGUAGAAUUAGAGCUAAGUUUGAAUCUGAAAUAUUAAAAAGACUUGAAAAUCCUAAAACCAAGUUAAAAUUAAGUUUCAUUGUUGAAACCUUGUGAUACUAUGUAGUUUUAAGAAAUUAUUGCAAUUGUAAUUUUUUUUUUAUAUUUUGACAAUUUAUAUAAGAGAAAAAAAAGCAACUAAUUUUA
Molecule: messenger RNA, 1175 nt
Organism: Stegodyphus dumicola
Lineage: Eukaryota; Metazoa; Arthropoda; Arachnida; Araneae; Eresidae
Product: ELMO domain-containing protein 2
Molecular function (GO): GTPase activator activity
Source: RefSeq, a predicted model, not a curated record